Messenger RNA from Parascedosporium putredinis, 1080 nucleotides. Lineage: Eukaryota; Fungi; Ascomycota; Sordariomycetes; Microascales; Microascaceae. The record is from the annotation of a GenBank genome assembly.
AUGAACAACAUCAAAGACCCCGACGCCACGGAGCACUACGACAUCCCCAACACCGACGAAGUCCCCUCCCUCCUCACCGUCGUCCUCGACACCAACCCCCGCGCCUGGGCCAGCCUCGGCGACGCCCUCCCCUCCGCGAUGCCAUCGCGAACCUCCUCAUCUUCCCUGCUGGCUCUACCCCCAGCCGCCGAACAGAAACCCUACGUGCCGGCCGCCGCCGCCGCCCACGAUGUAGACAUGCGCGACGCCGGUCCAGGCGCCGCCACUUCCACUACCACCGCUGCCGCCAUCUCCUCCUCUUCCUCGUCCGCCGUCAGCUCCGCCAACAAGUACCCGCUCUUCGCCCAGAUCGAGACCGCCGUCACCUCUUCCAUCCGCAACAUAUCCGCCGCCAGCACCCACGCCGACCUCGCCCAAGUCACCACCAAGCUCUCCGGCGCCCUGACCAUGGCCCUCGCCUACAUAAACCGAGCCUCUCAGAGCCUCAGCACCUCCAAACCCACGGCAGCCGACGUGGGCAAGCCCAGCGUCAGCUCCGCCCUGCGCGGCAUCCGCGCCCGUAUCCUCGUCAUCUCCGUCUCCGACUCCCAACCCUCCCAGUACAUCCCCACCAUGAACGCCGUCUUCGCCGCCUCCCACCUAGAGAUACCCAUCGAUACCCUCUCCCUCUUCGGCAACGACACCUUCAUGCAGCAGGCCAGCUUCAUCACCAACGGCACAUUUCUCAAAGCCACCGAGCCCCGAGGCUUCCUCCAGUACCUCAUGAUGGGCUUCAUGGCCGAUGGCGAGGCUAGGACCGCCCUCAUCUCCCCUCGCCACCACUCGGUCGAUUUCCGCGCCGCCUGCUUCUGCCACCGCAGGGUCAUUGACACGGGCUUCGUCUGCUCAGUCUGCCUCGGCAUCUUCUGCGAGAUCCCCGCGAAUGCGGAAUGCAUACUCUGCGGGAACAAGCUCCGCCUCGGUUCCUAUGGUGCGAAACCUGCCGUCGUACCACGCAGGAAAAAGAAGAAGAAGAAGGCAGUGAACGGAAGUGGAAGAGAAGAGACCUCGAGCGCCACGGGAACCCCGCGCCCUGGUUAA